CAAAGAUAAAGAAGGCAAAACGGAAUGCAUCUAUCACAUGCUUGCAGAGAACAACAUGUAGCUUGCGAGGCAAACAAAUAUACACGUACAGUACAUAUCAAGAAUACUGUAGUGCCGCCGUGGCAUGAUAGAAAGAAGAGAGCUACUGUAUAUAAUAGGGGCCGCCCUUGCCCUGUACAAGGGGCAUCACCAUUCACCACACCAGCACUAGCACAAAAGGGCGGAAAGGGCACCGGCCAGCUCGAGCAACCACAACGAGCCGCCGACGCCGACGCCGACGCCGUCCGUGGUCUCGCCAUUACUUCCUCGAGCUCUCCAUCCCGGCCGCGGCCAGGACUCCUCCGGUUGCAGCCCUGCUGCAGCUGUCCGACCCCCGUCUCCGGUGCGGCACGAUCCAGUCCAAUGGAACAAGGCACCCCUCCCCGGCUGCUGAACCUCAUCCCGGAUGACAAGGGGUGGCAGGCGAGGGAAGCUCAAGCAGGCCACCGAGGAACAUGGCCACCAUUCGACGCCGAGCACGAGCACGAGCACGAGGAGGACAAGGAGCUGGACCUCAAGCUCGGCCUCCCCGGAGUCCAGCACCAAGGAGAGAGCUGCUCGGCGGUCUCCCUGGCGCGCUUCGCCACGCAUUCAUGCCUCACCAGCACCACCACCGGCGCCAAGAGAGGCUUCUUCGACGCCGUUGGGGCCAAACCACAAGGUUAUGAUCGGAGGCAGCAAGAGGACAGGGAAGGACGUGCACCUGUGCACAGCAGUAGAGACCCCCCGGGGAGAGCUGCUGUUGUUCCGGUAGUCGGCUGGCCUCCAGUCCGAUCCUUCAGGAGAAACCUCACAAAUGGAACUUCAUCUAAGCAACAAUCCCCUGAGCGACAAAACGUCGAGGCCACCGACAGAGCGAAGCCGGUCUGCAAGAAGAAACCGCUCAUCAAGAUCAACAUGGAUGGAAUACCUAUUGGAAGAAAAGUAGACCUCGCAUCAUGUGACAACUACCAUAAGCUGUCGAGUGCCGUCGAAGAGUUGUUCCGAGGCUUUCUUGAAGCCCAGCAGGAUUUAUCUUGUGAUGAAAGCGGAGUGCGAGGAGCAGAAGAGAAAUUAUUUUCAGGGUUGCUGGAUGGAACCGGUGAAUACGCUCUAGUGUACGAAGAUGACGAAGGGGACAGGAUGCUGGUCGGGGACAUACCAUGGAGUGUGUUUGUUUCGACUGCGAAGAGACUGAGGGUCAUGAGGAGGUCAGAGCUUCCCCAACGCAUGACUGGAGCUAACUCAACGAAAGUAGCAGAUUGCUGAAAAUGAGGGUGCAUGCAUUUCCAUGGCACAGACCGCAGUUCAUCACAUUUUUGGAGAUCGCACGUCUUUAGCUCAUAGUGAUGAAUCUAAAAAGGAGGAAAAAAACAUCUCGUAGUUGCAGCUACAGUGGGCACACUGCAUAUCUUGUAAAUUACCCUACUCUUUGUUUGAAUGUAGUGUUGGUCAUUGCAAUAGUACAUGUUGUAGGUUUAUUAAAAA
Triticum urartu is the source of this 1506-nucleotide messenger RNA. RefSeq names its product auxin-responsive protein IAA18. Lineage: Eukaryota; Viridiplantae; Streptophyta; Magnoliopsida; Poales; Poaceae. The record is from RefSeq and is a predicted model, not a curated record. Gene Ontology annotation, cellular component: nucleus. Gene Ontology annotation, biological process: regulation of DNA-templated transcription.